GGGCGAAAUUCAGUGCUGUGUCAGAGACUGAGUGAGUCGAACGGAUCGGUCGCGUCUCCGGAGUUUCUGUCAAUCGGCUGUCAAAAGCCAAUGACAUAAAUAAGCGGGAAUUUAAUUAAGCGCUAGUCAACUUUGGAAUACCAAUUCAAAACUUAAACUUUUAUUGACAUUAAUGAACUUUUGGUGUUUGGUGUUUUUGUUUGUGUUGUAUUUGAGUACCAAUCUGGGGAUUAGCUUAAUAGGAUGUGCGUGUGUGAGUGGCGAACUAUAGUUAAAGUGCUUAAAGUGUGGGAUUAAAGUGAGUGCUAUAUGAGACGUUUAGUGUGUAUCACAUAACAUUGGAAUGGAGUCCUUGCCAAGAGGGGGCCGCGUUUUUGUGGCCUUCUUCGCGAUCGUGUUUUGGGGAAUUGGUGUCCGAGGCCUCCACAACCUAGAUAUAAACGUGCCAAAUGCAGUACUCGUUGGUGAAACGGUGACGCUUGAAUGUACCUGGCAAUUAGAAGAUGAAGAAGCUCUGUACAGUGUCAAAUGGUAUCGGGGAAGAGAAGAAUUCUAUAGAUAUAUACCCAAAGAGCUUCCACACACAAGAGUAUUUCCAUUACCGGGUAUCGAAGUUGAUAUAUCCCGGUCUGGUGCCCGGCGCGUGGUGCUCCAAGAAGCGACGCCGGCAAUGGCCGGCCGUUUCCGCUGCGAGGUAUCCGCCGACGCGCCCACCUUUCACACGGAAAUACGUUCCGCACCACUGGAAGUUGUUGAAACCCCAGAAUGGGGUCCCAAACUGGUGUCGGAUCGGUCGUGGUACGGCGUGGGAUCAACGUUGCGUGCGACAUGUGCGUCACCACCAGCGCAUCCACCCGCUAACCUGACAUUCGCACUGAAUGGGCGUGAGAUCGACAUGGAAUCUUUCGUCCACGAACUACCAGAAUGGUUCAAAUGGGACCCGCCGACAAAAGCUGACACGACAACAACUCAACUCCCAGACGAAGAUUUUAACAUAAACGACGAGAACGUGCAAUAUUUAGAUGAAUCGUACAUAAACUUACAUAAAGAGGAAAUUCGAAGGCCUCCCAAGGAGACCAAGUUUGAAAGGUCGGGCCCGGAUAACAGAAUGCCGUCUGUUGGGGAAGUUUUGUUCGUAGUUCGACAUGCAGCGUUUGAAGGUGGCAGUCUUCGACUGACGUGUAUAGCGAGUAUAUACAACCUGUAUGCGUCGAGGGCGGAACUCAUCUUCGAUAUGGAACAGCCAGAAGUUGCGUCUGUGUUGGGCGUUCGGAAUAAUGCUAAAGAGUCAUCAAUCUCGCGCAUUGUUCUCUUAUCGAUACUGAUUUUGCUCUACAACACUCGGUAGUUGGGUAAGGCUAUUUAAUCUUCAUGUACAAUUUACAUAUCGAACGUGGAGAUAAUUUAAAUUAGAAAUAGUACCAAAUGGCCAAAUUAUAUAAAACUUUUAUGAUUUUUAUUUGGAUAUAAUAUGAAAU
Molecule: messenger RNA, 1478 nt
Organism: Pieris napi
Lineage: Eukaryota; Metazoa; Arthropoda; Insecta; Lepidoptera; Pieridae
Exons: 7
Coding region: 344-1348 (334 amino acids)
Source: RefSeq, a predicted model, not a curated record